Messenger RNA from Oncorhynchus keta (chum salmon), 1234 nucleotides. RefSeq names its product homeobox protein Hox-C1a-like. Gene Ontology annotation, cellular component: nucleus. Gene Ontology annotation, biological process: regulation of transcription by RNA polymerase II. Gene Ontology annotation, molecular function: RNA polymerase II cis-regulatory region sequence-specific DNA binding; DNA-binding transcription factor activity, RNA polymerase II-specific. Lineage: Eukaryota; Metazoa; Chordata; Actinopteri; Salmoniformes; Salmonidae. The record is from RefSeq and is a predicted model, not a curated record.
AUGAAUUUGUAUCAAGAGUUAACGUGCGAUGGGGAGAGUAGCGCUCUGUUCGCAGGGGGACACCGACCAGGGGAGGUCAGGAUAGGUGACUUGGGCCAGAUCAUUUCUCCAGAACUUGGAGCUGGCAAUGAGGGUAACUCUUUAUCAGAGGGUGACCCGGGAUAUUCAUUACAACACAGUUACCCGUCUUUCUCCGGUGCCAAUUCUGCGACCGACUGCACGGUAACUCAGCUACCAGUCUACUCAGGCUCGAGCAGCUCUCCUCUGACACAGAGUCAGGGCUUUUCAACCACGCCACCGGCCUGCAUUCACUACUCUCGUCUCCCCUCCUACCUCCGGGUGCAGGAACACGACUUCCCGGGACUUGGAUACUCCUCUUCCACACACAUCACCGGGACUGAGGCGCUAGCGCACGCAGAAUUCGGGUCUAUAAAUGCGCACAUUAAAAUCUACACUCACGAUGGGUCUAAUGUUCACUUUGCUGUUGUGGAUAGUAGCUCUCACUCCGACCCCAAGUGUAAGGUACCUGAACUAAGUCACAGGAGCAAAACUUUUGAUUGGAUGAACGUGAAGAAGAGAAGUCAAGUUCGGACGGCCAAGAUGCACAUGGCCUGUGGAUUAAGUAUAGUCGCUCCGGGCGUCAGUAUGGACAGAGGAGGUGGAGGUAACCACAGCAUUCCCACCGAUGGGCAUCAUAUUACCGCUAACGGGGUACUAAGGACCAAUUUCACCACGAAACAGCUCACAGAGCUCGAGAAGGAGUUCCACUUCAACAAGUACCUGACACGAGCCAGACGCGUGGAGAUCGCGAGCGCCCUGCAACUGAGCGAGACGCAGGUGAAGAUUUGGUUCCAGAACCGGCGCAUGAAACAGAAGAAAUUAAUGCGCGAGGGUCUUCUCCCGGUGGCCUUCCGUGUCCUCGAGCUGCUCAGAAAGCUCACGCUCCAACAGCCUGGACACUUAUUCCUCUCCUGGACAACUUGAACCGACCUCAUGCUCUCCCAAACACCUGCCGCCCAUUAACACUCAACUAGAGGAACUGUCUCAUGCAGACAAUGGCAGACAGUAUCAUCAACAUGCAGGUUCUUUGAUUCUCCAUUAGGAGGAAUUUCUUCCUUAAUUGGUUAAUCAGGGUCAUGUUGUUUUUCACACAAAAAAACAACACGGAUAGCAGCGUAAGUUUUGUGAACUCCAGAAUGUGUUAUUGUAAGUGUUUGAGUCAGUGAUUCCUCAU